CAACCCUUGAGUGACUUAUCAGCUUCAGCAACAUCCGGGCAACAGUAAUAUUCUCUGAUCUACAUCAUCAAAAUGGCUAGCGCAAGUUAUCAGCAAAUGUCGACAGACCCAAUAGUACCCGACCAGCCUGCCUUUGCGGUCCCGAGUGCCGGGUAUAACCCAGGAGGUCAGUAUGGUGCAGUGAUCACAGCUCCCCAACAAAGGGAAAUACAAGUGAUACACCCAAUGACAGGUGGUCCCACGGUUGUGGUGACACAGCCGGUGGUGAAUGUACCCGAGCCUCAGACUCAGUGUGCUCUCAUCAUGUCCGUGCUCAGCUCCAUCUUCUGUUGUUUUGUGUGCGGCAUCAUGGGUAUUCUCGUGUCCUGGAGGGCUCGCCUCUAUGUCCUGGACAAUAAACUGGAGCACGCUCGUCACUCAGUCAACAUCGUGUGGAUUCUCUUCGCUUUCACCAUCAUCUUUGGCAUCAUCACCUGGAUCGUGGUCGCCGUCUAUGUGGCUAUUGGUACUAAAUAUUUAUUCUGCAGCUAUUACUGCAGCAGCAGUGGAUGCUACUACAGAUGCUAGCCUUGUCUUUGUCACAGACAUGUUCUCUAACCUCUGUGAGUCUUGCCUGUACAUCCUGAAUAAUAAAUUUCCUCGCGCUCGUCGUUCAGUCUACAUCGUCUGAAUUCUUUACGCUUUCAUCAUCUUCCUCUAAAUACCAUGCAGUGCAUGAUCGGGGCUAUCUUCUAUUUUGAUCCAUAACCUUGUAUGGUCUUUAAUUCUGCAGGAAUAAAGGAUCAUGACCAUAUUUUAUAACAAAUGGACAGAAGGCAGUUUUAAUAAUACUCUCGAUGAAAGUCCAGCAAAACAACUGACUUUCCUUUCGAUUUUAAAGGAGUGCUACACAGAAUUACACUGUUAAACCUGGUUUUGUCCCGUUUUAGUGAAUUGGUUGGUCAUGUCGCAUUAAGAGGAGAUUUCACAAAAUUUUGUACAAAUUUCUUUUAUUCAUUUAAUAAAUUUUGCAAACUUACAAAAGUCCUGGAGUAAGUAGAGUAUGAGACGUGACACUUAACAUAUAUUUUGUAAAAAAAUGCCGAAAAUGUUCUAUUUUUAAUAAAUACAUUAGUAUAUUAUCAAUAUAUUGAACAAGUUAUCUAAUCUGCUGCUUAUUAAUAAAGUAUAUUUGUAUA
Molecule: messenger RNA, 1178 nt
Organism: Pomacea canaliculata
Lineage: Eukaryota; Metazoa; Mollusca; Gastropoda; Architaenioglossa; Ampullariidae
Exons: 4
Coding region: 73-567 (164 amino acids)
Source: RefSeq, a predicted model, not a curated record